Molecule: messenger RNA, 3169 nt
Organism: Cutaneotrichosporon oleaginosum
Lineage: Eukaryota; Fungi; Basidiomycota; Tremellomycetes; Trichosporonales; Trichosporonaceae
Biological process (GO): protein import into nucleus
Cellular component (GO): cytosol; nuclear envelope
Molecular function (GO): small GTPase binding
Source: RefSeq, a predicted model, not a curated record
CGUUCAUCUCGCAUCCUCCCAUCUUCCCAUCAUGACCAUGGCCGCCCAGCACCCAGAGCUGCGCGCGCUUGUCCACUCGCUCGUCAACCCGGGCAGCAACGCGGAAUAUGUCCGCAAUCAGCAGCAGCUGACUGACCUCUUCAAGCAGCCGGAAUUCUUCAUCGUCCUCCAGGGCUUCGCGGCGGACCACUCGCUCUCGCAGCAGGAGCGCCAGCUGGCGAGCGUUAUAACAGGCCGCGAGCUCAAGACAAAGUGGCGCUCCAAGCUUGUUCCCGACGCUCGCAAGGGCGAAGUGCGCGCACGCCUCCUGUCCUUCUUGGAGGAGCCCGAUUUCGCUAUCGCACGCCCCCAGUUGGGGUUGCUGGUCAGCAUCGCUCGCAUAGAGCUUCCGCGCACUUUCACCGAACUUCCCGACCGUCUCCUUCAGCCUCUCUCUCAAUGCGUUGCCGCCCUCGAGGCCGCCGGCGAGAGCUCGCUGGACGCGGCGACAGCCACCGUACUCCUUAACACGAUGUGGACGAUCAAUGCGCUUGUCAAGGAGUGGCGUAGCGUCAAGAUUCAGACGGGGGCGCUUGUCGUCCAGUCGCUUGAGCAGGUGUUCGUCGGUCCCCUGGGCAAGGUGCUGGAGAUUUGGAGCGCCCGCGAGCGCGCUGGAUCCUGCGACUGGGUUGUCCACGAGGCUGGUCGGUAUGCGUUCAAAACGCUCGCACGUUUUUGUCAGUGGCACUGGGGCAAGGCCAAGAAUUUGCAGUCCGCGACUGGCCUCGAGCAUAUCCGUCUGCUCCUCAGACACUCGGUCGAGUUUGCGCCCAUGAUCCAGGAACACCGCUUGCGUCUCUGCGCUCAAGUUCCCUCGCCUGCCCCCCCUGAGUUCAACAAGCUCAUGAAGUCGCUAGCGAAGCACCUUCGUGCGAUCGGAAAGUGGUGGCGCUGGAUGAUCGGCACCGAUGCGAAGAGUUGGUGUCAGCUCGAGGGCGCAACCGCCGGAGUCGGGUGGUGGUGGAGCGCCGUUGGUGGUGUGAUGGCCGGGAGUGAUGGCGCCGUCUCCAAUGAUGACUCUGAUACCAACCCGUACCCCAAACGCUUCCUUCUUCUUGGCAUGCUCCUGUUCAAGGACAUCCUCCCCAUUCUCGCACACGACCACCAGGACAUCUUCACCCCCGACUUCAUUCUCACCGCGCUCCACUUGUUGGUGGACAAGCUCCUGCCACUCACUUCUACGGACCUCGAGGCUCUCGAAGACGAGCCCGAAGAGUGGCUUGUGGCGGAGAACAAUGACGAGGAAGCGUGGGCUUUCGAGUUCAGGCCAUGUGCUGAGCGCGUGCUCAUCGCCCUCAACAAUGCGUGCCGUCACUUCCCCCCAGAGCGCAAGGUCAUCGACGCCGAGAUGAUCAAGAUUCUGGGCGAAACUGAGGCCCUCCCUCCCUCGGACCUGCCCAACAUUCUGCGCAAGGAGGCCGUUUACUGCGCCAUGGGCCGCCUGAGUCGAUCUCUUGCGACGUACAGUCAGGGCCAUGCCGGCCGGGGAAUCGACUUCAACGCUUUCCUUCACGGCAUCGGCUCGUGGCUCGGGCAAGGACAGCCUCUUCACCGCAUUCUCAAGCGUCGUGUGGCCUGGCUCAUUGGCCAGUGGGUCGGCUCGGACGAGGAGUGCGCCAAACUACCUCUCGUUUGGGAGAUCCUUCUCCACCUCCUCUCGGAGCGGGGUGAGGCAUCCGACAUGGCCGUCAACCUCACCGCCGCAAUCUCCGUCAAGGAGUGUGUUGACUUGUGGGAGCUCGAAGUGGCGUACUUUAUCCCCUACAUCGAGAAGUCGGUGCAGGAGCUCAUCAAGCUUUUGGGCGAGGCCGCAACGCUGGAGGGAAAACGCUACGUCAACGACUCGCUGGGUGUCAUCAUCGAGCGCGUGGAGGACAAGAUUCUUCCCUACCUUCCUACCAUCGCCCAGUCCAUUCCUACGCUCUGGCAGGGCGCAAGCGGUCUCGAGGGCGAGUGGCUGUUCAAGGCUUCGCUCGUCGUCCUCACGACGAAGAUUGUCGCGGCUGCCAAGGAGUCGUCUGGCAAUCUGAUGGAGCUUGUCAUUCCACUCAUUCAGGAGAGCUUGCAGCCGCCGGCCAAAGACUUCUUCGAGGAGGAUGGCAUUAUACUGUGGCAGACGGCUUUGUGGAACGCGGCAUCGCCGUAUCAGCCGACCCCGCAGACAGGUUUGAUUUCUUUGGUGCCCGGCCUCGUCGCGGUCCUGGGUGAGAACAUGGACCUGCUGCUCAAGCUUCUCCCGCUUCUCGACUCGUACAUUCUGCUCGACGCAUCAGGGGUGGUGGAGCAGUUUGGGCUGGGCAUCUGCCAGUCGCUGCUCAAGGCGAUCGACACGUCGGGCCGCACGCAGGCUAAUGUUCUCGGCUGCCUCGCAACGCUGCAGACGCUAGUGCACGCCGCCCCGCUCCAGACCCUCGCACCUGCCCUUCUUGACUCUGGGUUGUACAACCGCAUCCUGACGGCACUGGAGGACGACAAGGCUGCUGGCAUCAUCCUCGCGGCGUACUUGGGUAUCCUCGCGCGCAUCGCGAUCCGUGACCAAGCGCUGUUUUUCCAGCUCGCGCAGGAGCAGGCGCGGCGCAAUGGCCGUGAUGCGCACAAGCAACUUGAGGAGAUCUUCGACGCCAUGUGGCGCAACUUUGACUACGUCGGCGAGAGCCGCGCACGCAAGGCUGUGGCGAUGGGCUGCGGAGCGCUGCUGACCACGGGACACACAGAGGCGCUUGAGCGUCUCGACGGCGAAUUCAUGAACAUGUUCCUCGACGUGCUCGGCGAGUUGCAGCCGGCCGAGGGCAACGGGCCAGAAACUACCGUCAACCACUGGAGCGCGGACAACUCGAUGGCGUGGGGCGACAUCCAGCACACGCCGGAAGGAGCGCGCCGCAAGGCGCUGGAGGACGCUGACCCAGCGUAUGCCGUACCGCUGCGCGGCUUCGUGGUGGAUGUUCUCACGCGGGCUCAGAACGUCGGGCUUGGCCCGUACUGGGAGAAAGCGGACGCAGGGACCAAGCACAGCCUGCAAAAGUUCCUGCAGUAGAGCCCGAGGGAACGAGGCAAAGAGCGCCGGGUGCACACUAUAUCCUGUAGAUUAUUAUUUAGCAUUGAGCAUACCCAUGCAUGGCACAUGUACGGG